Molecule: messenger RNA, 3333 nt
Organism: Humulus lupulus (European hop)
Lineage: Eukaryota; Viridiplantae; Streptophyta; Magnoliopsida; Rosales; Cannabaceae
Exons: 7
Coding region: 1-3333 (1110 amino acids)
Biological process (GO): DNA integration
Molecular function (GO): nucleic acid binding
Source: RefSeq, a predicted model, not a curated record
AUGGCUCCGAGAGGAAGGGCAACAAGGAGAAGGCCUGCAGCUAAAGUCCCUGAGGCCGAGGUUCCCCCUCAGUCAGCUGCAUUUCCAAUGAAUGCCAUUCUUGAGGCUUUAAGAGGCCUUCUUGCCCAACAAAUGGAUCUAGCUGCUCGACAGAGUCAUCACUUCCAAAUCUUCCACCGGAUUCAAAUACCUGAGUUUGAGGGUCGCCAAGACCCUAUGAUGGCUGAAAGAUGGUUGAGGAAGAUUAAGAAAAAUUUCAACACCAUGGGAACACCUGAAGAGUAUCAUGUGACUUUUGCUGUAUCCAAGUUCGAGGGUAAUGUAGCGGAUUGGUGGGAAACUUUGAGUAGGGCCACUGAGACUGGAGGGAUGACUUGGAGAGACUUUGAAAGGGUCUUUAGGGAACAAUAUUUUAACCCAUCUCAUUGGAGGACUUUAAUUGGGUCAUUUGACAACUUAAGACAGAGGAACAUGACAGUAAAUGAGUUCUACAUGAAGUUUGUAGAAUUAUCUUCCUAUGCUUAUGCCGGUACGAUCGAUCAACCUCUUUUGAUUGAGCAGUUCCUCCGUCGCUUAAACCCUUCAAUAUUGGGUCCACUUGCCCCUAUGACCUUUGGAAAUUUGAACGAGUGUGUAACAGCAGCCUUACGGACUGAGGCUCAUCAAGAAGGAAUUGAAAGAAAGAAUCCAGCCCGAGAAAGAGGAAAUGAUAGGAAAAUGAACAAGAAGAACCAAGGGCGAUGGUUAUCCCAAGGACAACAACUCAGUGGGAGUUUGAACCCGAGUUUUAAAAAACUGCAAACCCAAGCCCAACCCGACUUUUGUCGGGUUCGGGUCGGAUUUAACCCGAAUCCAACGGGUUUUCCUAAAAAACGGGGUUUCGGGUUGCGGGUCGGGCGGGGUCAUAAGAAGAAAGAUUGCCCACAACGACAACAGAGGUUCCAACCAUCACAUGGAGGACCCAUAGGGAGUUAUGCUAGGUCUACUCCUUUAACAGGACAACCUAAGAGUAACCAGUCUCAGUAUUCAUCCUAUAGUUUCACACCCGCACCAAGGCAACAAUCCCAAUAUCAACAUCAGUUCAAGCCCCAAGGUUCAGGAUUCAACCAGGGGUACUCACAGAGUUUCCAAACUCCUAUUUUUGCUGGAAGUCAGAGAGGGUUCAAUCAAGGAGGGUGUUUUGGUGCAAGCACAAACCAUCAUGGUCAAGGAAAAGGGAAAGCAAAGGAAAAAGCCUCUGGCCAAGCGUAUGCUCUUGGUGGUGAUAAUGCGCAAGGAGGAUUAUGCCAAGGAGUUGUGGAUGGUAUGGUUCUUAUCUCACACUCUUGGGCUCAUUUGAGUGUACAUAUGGGAGGGCAUGGUGAAGUAUCAACCAUCUGUAAAUUGGUUUGUAUUGUGUUUGAAGGGCAUAAUUUAUUAGGAAACCUGAUGGUGUUACCUAUGGGAAAAUUUGAUGUGAUUCUUGGCAUGGAUUGGUUGUCUAAGUACCAAGCCAUUGUAGAUUUCUCACGCAAAAGGGUGACUCCAAGUGGAGAUUUCAUUGUAUAUCGAGCCAACAUGAAUGCAAUAAGGCACAAUCCUAUCCGUAAGUCAUGUUUAGGUGGGAAAAGAAACUUAGAGUGUUAUGGGAGUCUGUUUGCAAUUAAGGAUGAGUCUAGGCCUCUAGACAAGUUUCCUUGGAUAUCAGUGGUUAGUGGCUUUCCAGAUGUGUUUCCUGAGGAUUUGCAAGGACUACCACCUGAUAGAGAGAUCGAGUUUUGCAUUGAUUUGAUUUCUAGGACUCAACCAGUUUCUACUACACCUUAUCGCAUGGCACCUACAGAGUUAGCUGAAUUGAAAAAGCAAUUGGGUGAGCUAAUGGAUAAAGGUUACAUUAGAAACAGCUAUCAUCAAUUGAAGAUUAAGGAAGAUGAUAUUCCUAAAACUGCUUUUAGAACACGUUAUGGACACUUUGAGUUUUUGACACCUGAGGACCAUGCAGAACAUUUAACAAUUGGGUUGCAAACUUUGAGGGACCAUCGAUUAUAUGCUAAGAAAGAGCAAUGUGACUUCUGGAUGACCGAGGUCAAAUUUUUAGGGCAUGUAAUAUCUCAAGAAGGCAUUACUGUGGAUCCUGCAAAGAUAGAUUCUAUCUUGCAGUGGGAAAGACCAAAGAGCGUUACUGAGAUUCGAAGUUUUAUUGGGUUAGCAGGUUACUAUCGUCGCUUUGUGGAGAAUUUUUCUCGAAUUUCUAUGCCUUUGACAAAGCUAACAAGAAAAAAUUUAAAGUUCGUGUGGGAUGACAGUUGUGAAGAAGCUUUCAGAGAACUUAAGCAAAGAUUCACUACGGCACAUGUUCUCACUAUGUUUGAUAGUGAUGAGCCUUAUGUGGUAUUCACUGAUGCUUUUGGUACUGGUUUAGGAGGAGUUCUCAUGCAAAAUGGCAAGAUUGUUGCCUAUGCUUCACGCCAAUUGAAGUCGCAUGAGAAGAACUACCCUACACAUGACUUGGAACUUGCAGCAGUGAUUUUUGCCUUGAAAAUUUGGAGAUGUUACUUAUAUGGGGCAAAGUUUGAAUUAUAUUCUGAUCAUAAGAGUUUAAAGUAUCUCUUUACUCAAAGAGACUUGAAUUUGAGGCAAAGAAGAUCGGUCGAGUACAUGGAAGAUUAUGAUUUCACUUUGCAGUAUCAUCCUGGAAAAGAAAAUGUGGUCGUUGAUGCAUUAAGUAGAAAACCUCAUGGCAUUUUCGCUUGUUUGGCUCUUCAGGAUUGGAAAAGAACGAUCACUAUGGGUGAUUAUGAAUUAGAGUACUAUGAAGGAAAAGAUAUUGCUUGUAUUUCAAACUUAGAUGGAUGGACAGUAAAUGCCGAAGGAUUCUUAUACCAUAAGGGAAGAUUGGUCGUUGCAAAUAUCAUUGAUCUUAGAGAAUCUCUUAUGAUAGAGUCUCAUAGGUCUAAAUUUGCUAUACAUCCUAGAAGCACAAAGAUGUACCAAGACUUGAAAAGACAAUACUGGUGGGAAGGUAUGAAGAGAGAUGUGGCUAACUUUGUAGCUAAGUGUGUUGUUUGCCAGCAGGUUAAAGCUGAGCACCAAAGACCGUCAGGGUUGCUUCAACCUUUACCUAUACCAGAAUAUAAGUGGGACAGGAUCACGAUGGACUUUGUGACGGGAUUACCAUUAACACCAUUAAAGCAUGACACGGUAUGGGUGAUUGUUGAUCGUUUAACCAAAUUUGCUCAUUUCGUUCCAAUUAGGAAGGAUUAUAAGGUUUGUAGACUAGCUCGACUUUAUGUGGAUAAUAUACUUCGACUGCAUGGGUUACCUUCCAGCAUUGUUUCUGAUAGAGAUCGUUGA